Messenger RNA from Sinocyclocheilus grahami, 1868 nucleotides. It is a transcript of the gene cyp1d1, whose product is annotated as cytochrome P450, family 1, subfamily D, polypeptide 1. The record is from RefSeq and is a predicted model, not a curated record. Bases 86 to 1618 code for a protein of 510 amino acids. Gene Ontology annotation, biological process: hormone biosynthetic process; progesterone metabolic process. Gene Ontology annotation, molecular function: heme binding; iron ion binding; steroid 17-alpha-monooxygenase activity. The transcript is spliced from 7 exons. NCBI's taxonomy places the organism in Eukaryota, Metazoa, Chordata, Actinopteri, Cypriniformes, Cyprinidae.
GCCAUUUUUCAGCUGGUGAAACUUUUUCUCUAGUAUUUUUAUUGCGAACACGGGAUCGGUCAAUUGUGGUCUCAAAGUGUCUGCCAUGUAUCUUGAGGAGAUCUCCCACACGACUGGAGUGACUUUGUUCCUCUGUGCCUUUGCUAUGCUCUUGCUGGUUCUCCAUGGUCGACGGAGAGAACCAGGUUGCUCCUUGCCCCCAGGUCCCACACCUUGGCCUCUAGUGGGAAACCUUUUCCAGAUGGGGGAACAGAUCCAUUUGUCAUUAACAAACCUGAGGGUUCAGUAUGGAGAUGUGUUCAAGAUGAAAAUGGGUUCUCUUGUAGUGGUCGUUUUGAGCGGCUAUUCUACCAUCAAGGAGGCUUUGGUACGUCAAGGAGAGGCGUUUGCUGGACGUCCUAACUUCUUUACCUUCUCUGCAGUUGCUAAUGGCACCAGUAUGACGUUUAGUGAGAAGUAUGGAGAAGCUUGGGUGCUUCACAAAAAGAUCUGCAGAAAUGCCCUGAAGACCUUCUCCCAAGCUGAGUCCCGAGACUCAAGCGCUUCUUGUCUUUUGGAGGAGCGUAUCUGUGCAGAGGCCGUAGAUAUGAUGGAGGCUCUGAAGAAACAAGCAGAUGAGUUUGGAGAUUCAGGGCUUGACCCAGUUAAGUUGCUAGUGACCUCAGUUGCCAAUGUAGUUUGCACUCUAUGUUUUGGGAAGCGGUACGCCCAUGAUGAUAAAGAGUUCCUCACCAUCGUCAACAUCAAUAAUGAAGUGCUGCGCCUCUUUGCUGCAGGGAAUCUGGCAGACUUUUUCCCCAUUUUCCGCUACCUUCCCAGUCCGUCUCUGCGAAAGCUGCUCCAGUACAUUGACAGAAUGAACAACUUCAUGGAGCGCAACAUCAGUGAACAUCUCAUCACCUUUGAUAGGAACUGUAUCCGGGACAUUACUGAUGCCCUAAUAGCAAUGUGUGAGGAUAGGCAGGAGGACGAGGAAACAGCCAUGCUCAGCAACUCACAGAUCAUCCACAGUGUCAUUGACAUCUUCGGAGCCGGUUUUGACACUAUCAUCACUGGUUUGCAGUGGAGCCUUUUAUACCUGAUCAAGUUUCCAGACAUCCAGGCUAAAAUCCUUCAGGAGAUAGAAAACCAGGUUGGUAUGAACAGGUUACCACAGUUUAAAGACAAGCCAAACAUGCCGUACACAGAAGCUUUCCUAUAUGAAGUGUUUCGUCAUGCAUCCUAUAUGCCUUUCACCAUACCUCACUGUACAACUGAUAACAUUACACUAAAUGGAUACUUCAUUCCCAAAGACACAUGUGUGUUCAUCAACCAAUAUCAAGUCAAUCAUGACAUGGAUAUUUGGGGUGAUGCUGAGGCUUUCCGACCUGAACGUUUCCUUACCCUGUCUGGCCAUUUAAAUAAAAACCUGACUGAGAAGGUAAUGAUAUUUGGCAUUGGAAUACGCCGCUGCCUUGGUGAUGGCUUCGCCCGUCUGGAGAUGUUUGUGUUCUUAACCACCCUACUGCAUCGGCUGCACAUAGAGAAUGUUCCAGGGCAGGAGCUUGACCUGAGCUCUACAUUUGCCCUCACCAUGAAGCCCAGGCCCUUCCGAAUAAAAAUCUCAACUCGUAACUAAGCUAAUGCACCACAGAAUGCUUGCUAAAAUCGCAGAACAAAGCUAAUGUUGGGCAUCACUGAACCGCUAAGCUAAUUAACCACUACAGUCUUUAUUUCUCAUGUGGUCUAUUCAGCUCAACUGUUACUUGAAUAUUUGCUAUUGCACAUAAUUGUGUACUCUAAGCACGUCCAUGCAUCAUUUGUGAUAAUACAUGAUAAGCAACUAAGUUACUGUUUGUACUUUUAGCACAGAUAUUUGAAGUAUCAAA